This is a messenger RNA of Eimeria mitis, 723 nucleotides long. RefSeq lists its product as uncharacterized. The transcript is spliced from 3 exons. NCBI's taxonomy places the organism in Eukaryota, Apicomplexa, Conoidasida, Eucoccidiorida, Eimeriidae. The record is from RefSeq and is a predicted model, not a curated record. Bases 1 to 723 code for a protein of 240 amino acids.
AUGUACACCCCAAAAACGUACAGAGAAAGAGAAGAAAAAGAAAAAGAAAAAGAAGAGACAGAAAAAGAAAAAGGAGACAGAAAAAAAACAGGAGACAGAAAACAAAUGCUGCAGGCGGCGCUUAUCCUCACAACAAACAAACCCUCGCUGUCUUCCCCCUGCAGCAGCAGCAGCAGCAGCAGCAGCAGCAGCAGCAGCAGCAGCAGCAGCAGGAGCAGGAGCGGGAGCAGCAAUGGAUGGAUGUGCAGCUCAAAGAAGUGUAAAUGCUGCAGCAGCAAAUGCUGCUGCAGCAGCAGCAGAAACUGCAGCAGCAGCAGAAACAGCAACAGCAGCAGCAAAACCAAGCAGCAACAGCAGCAACAGCAGCAGCAACAGCAGCAACAGCAGCAGCAACAGCAGCAGCAGCAGCAGGGCCAAAGGAAGAAGCCAGCUGCAGCAGCAACAGCAGCAGCAGCAGCAACAACAGCAGCAGCAGCAGCAGCAGCAACAGCACAAAGGAGAAAUAUAAAUGACAGACAGCAGCAGCUGCUCGUCACCAGCAUAAGCAGCAAAAUGAAACACGUUGCUACCCUCGCCCAAGUCAUCCUGCAGCAGCAGCAGCAGCAGCAGCAGCAGCAGCAGCAGCAGUGGCAGCAGCAGCAGCAGCAGUGGCAGCAGCAGCAGCAGCAGAAGCAGCGACAGGAGGGAGAUGCGCAGCAGUUUGGGAGGGAAAACUACAAAUGA